AUGGAGUCCAAAACAGCUUCAAGAGUGCAACUUCUUGCGACUCUCUUCUUCUCCAUUUUAUCACUUUUCUUGGUGACCAAUUCCCUUAAGCUUCAGCCUACGGACCACCAAUGUCUGCAGAGCAUGAAUUCCUGGUCACCAGCUCUUGAUUCUGUCAGAUACCACUGGGAGACUUUCCAGAAUGGCUUCGCCAGGAAGACAAAUUACAAAGGUCCACCUUUAGUUGAAACAGAAGCUGCGUGGGAUAAUCUACGCCAAGAAACCCCGCUGGAGAUCCCAGCUUCCAAACUUCCAGAACUUCAACAACCCAUAGAAAGAGAUUGGGCCCUUACCUCUCCCUCACACUCAAACGGAGUCCAAGGACACCUCUCAGUAUUCCGGCAGAUCGACUGUCUUUCCCUCCUUCGCAGACACACGUACAGAAGCGAGCACGGCUACGCUUCCCUUCCCGAAUUUCAGGGAUCGGAAAUGCAGAUUAUGAGGAGAGUCGAUAAGUGUGUGCAGCAUUUGAGGCACACCUUGAUGUGUGCGGCGGAUGCAACUCCGUAUCUGAUUAAGUUGAAUCCAAAGCGGCCGUCUGGAGAGGGACCCGAUUUUGAUACUUUGCAUUACUGUAGGAAUUUUGAGGAGUUGAGGGAGUGGGCGGGGGUGAAUUCUGUGAGGGUUUGA
Messenger RNA from Hyaloscypha bicolor E, 669 nucleotides. RefSeq lists its product as uncharacterized. Gene Ontology annotation, biological process: mycotoxin biosynthetic process. The transcript is spliced from 2 exons. The record is from RefSeq and is a predicted model, not a curated record. The coding region runs from base 1 to 669 and encodes 222 amino acids. Lineage: Eukaryota; Fungi; Ascomycota; Leotiomycetes; Helotiales; Hyaloscyphaceae.